Rhincodon typus (whale shark) is the source of this 1246-nucleotide messenger RNA. RefSeq names its product MAM and LDL-receptor class A domain-containing protein 1-like. The record is from RefSeq and is a predicted model, not a curated record. NCBI's taxonomy places the organism in Eukaryota, Metazoa, Chordata, Chondrichthyes, Orectolobiformes, Rhincodontidae. The coding region runs from base 37 to 969 and encodes 310 amino acids. The transcript has 4 exons. Gene Ontology annotation, cellular component: membrane.
CUGCCAGUGUCCACUCCCCCCGCUGAGACUCUGCCAAUGGCCACUCCUGCCACAGACACUCUGCCAGUGUCCACUCCCCCCGCAGAGACUUUGCCAGUGUCCACGCCCCCCGCAGAGACUCUGCCAGUGUCUACUCUGCCAGUGUCUACUCUGCCAGUGUCAGUUCCCUCAGCAGACAUUAUGCCAGCAGCAAUUCUCCCCACCGAGACCAUAUUAGCAUCUGCCUCUUCUGCAGAGAUGCUGCCAGCAUCUGUCUCCUUUGUGGUAAACAGUGCCACAACCACCCAGACAAUAAUUUCUCCAUUUACUUUGACCACAUGGGACAAAACUGUGGCAAUUAAUCCCUUGUAUGAUGUGCAUUUGAUUUCUCCCACUCAGUCAGUGUUGCCUGACAACCUUGAUGUGGAACUGUUUUGUGACUUUGAGCAUGGUCUAUGUGACUGGGAACAAUCCACAACAGAUGAUUUUGACUGGGUGCUUCAUCGGUACCAAACAGCCUCAAGAGAGACAGGACCAAAACGUGACCAUACGAAAGGCCAGUGCAAAGUCCAAGGAGGUCACUAUCUGUACCUGGAAGGUUCAUUUCCUCAGCAGAGUGGGGAACAGGCAACACUCAUCAGCCCUCCACUGAGAGGGCAGAAGUGCCUAACGUUCUGGUACAAUAUGUUUGGGAAACACAUGGGUUCCUUAAAUGUAUUCCUGAAAUACGAACAGUCAACUUCCUGGCACAAGCUGUGGUCUGUCUCUGGAAACCAAGGCCGGAAGUGGCUGAAUGCUGUGAUUGAUAUUUUCACUGACGGGGCCAAGUUCCGAGUGAUUAUUGAAGGUGUGCUGGGACCGAGCUAUCGGAGCGAUGCUGCAAUUGAUGACGUGCAGAUCUACAGAAAUAGCUGUGAGUCAAGCUGGAAGCACUGGAACCCAACCUGCACUCGCGGUCUGAAGAAAAGGAACAAAUAUCACUUGGGUUAGAGAGUUGUGACAGCAAAUUUCUUCCUUCCAGUCCUGCACAGGGUGUGCUGAUUGCCCAGGGCAGUAUUCGUGGAUUGGCAAAUCUGCACCCCAAGGGGGACAAGCGAUGUUUUGCAUUCAGGAGAGGACCUUGCCAGGAAAUAUUCAAGAGACGAUGAAGUGUCACCUUCUGAGAGAUUGGAGCUUUUUUAGACACCUGACCCUCUUCCCAUUGCGAGUCUCUUGCUUCUGAGACAAUGUAUUCAGGAUCAGAUGCAAUAAAUGCUUAGAAUUAGUU